CACGCAGCUUGGUCGGAUGCUGCUGCUGGCAAUGUUGCCGCUGCCACUACGGCUGCUCCAAUAAAACUGAGUUGCAUGCAACGGCUGGUAAUUAGUCUCCACAACGCGCUGCAGCAGCUGCCAUCGAAUCGCGUCCACUCGCAUCCAUGUGAAGGAUACGCCGCGAACUCGUCCUUUUUUCAGUGUCGUGUGUUGUGCGGUGUUCUACAAAACGAACAAGUCGAAAAAAGCCAGAAACGAUGGCGAGUCAUCUAGUUGCCAGCUGCCUUCUGUUGGCCUUGGGCCUGAACAUGAGCCUGGCGGCCAUUCACAAGCGCAGUGGGGCCCAUGCCAAUUCGCUGGGCGUGGAUCCGGAGAGUAAGCCGGUCGCAAAUCCUGCGGCCAGUGUGGAGAACACGGACCUGCUCGACAAGCUGAGCUGGAAGUGCGCCAACAACGCGAGUUGCCUGUACGGCGUGGCCAACGGCAUUAUGGCCUCCUAUCGGCGCGGCGAGACCCUCAAACUGGGCCUCUUCGACCUGGUCAAGUUGCCCGAACUGGACGCCUCGCACAAGCGCAAGUGGGGCACUGGCCGCGGCCUGUCCAGCUUCAUGGACUUCGUCACGGGCAACGCCAUCAGGGUGCCCGUGGGCCCCAUGGUGUUCAGUGUGCAGCGGGCCGAGGACGACAGCGAGUACAUCGAGGUGGCCCUGCUGAAGAAGGCCUCCAGCGGAACAGGCCGCCUGCAGGGCAACGGAGGAGGCGGAGGACUUCUAGGCGGAGGAGGAGGUGGUCUCGGAGGAAACGGCGGCGGGGGCGGAGGCGGAUUACUGGGCGGCGGGGGCGGCGACCACGGGGGCGGCCUCAUGGGCGGACGGCGGCGACACCAGCACCAGGACAAGAAGCAGUUCCAGAUGUUCAUUCCCAUGUACCUGGCAGCCACAACAUUUGGCUGGACGAUGGUGGCAGCAAAGGCGGUGGGACUGCUCACCCUCAAGGCGCUGAUCCUGUCCAAAAUCGCCUUUGUGGUGGCCGCCAUUGUGUUGAUCAAGAAGCUCAUGGACAACGCCAGCGAAAAGAUGAUGUAUCAGUUCCCCGAGCAGACGCCGUACAUGAUGCCGUACGGCAUGGACUACUCGAUGCACGGCGCUGAAAUGUCGCCGGAAAUGUAUCCGGGCUCGCUGCAUCACCUGGCGAUGGCCGGUGGCGGACAGCUGCCUGGUCAUCCCGGACAUCCGGGACUGGAGAGCCUGAGUGCCGAGAGCCAUCUGCACUCCGCCCAGGUGUCCAGCGACGGCAGCAACAAUACACAGGUGCUGGCCGCUCUGGGCGGACUUGGCGGCCUGGGACACAAGAUCAAACGUGAGGACGCCUGGAUGGCCAAGAGUAAGACCACUCCCGCCCGACGACCUCUGAUCUACAACUACGUGCAGCCUCACAUGCCGUACUACCGCUCCUGAGGCGACGAUUAGCCAAUUAGCAGCUACCAAAGACCCCGUGGGUAGUAGGAGGUUGCUCUGCUGCCAUAAGGACCCGAGUACCGGACAUCUUGCAUCGGAAUAGCAACCUAGCAACCUAGCGAGCUUGCGUAUUACUUAUGUUAUUAUUUAUUGAAUCGUUCUUAACCUAGUGAAACCUGACGCACACAUUUAGUCUAGUUCAAUGUCUCUGUAAUUAGCAGUCAAAAUGCUACAAAAACUAAAAA
Molecule: messenger RNA, 1684 nt
Organism: Drosophila gunungcola (fruit fly)
Lineage: Eukaryota; Metazoa; Arthropoda; Insecta; Diptera; Drosophilidae
Product: protein lingerer
Exons: 4
Coding region: 240-1439 (399 amino acids)
Source: RefSeq, a predicted model, not a curated record